UCCGGACGGCUCCCGGUCGGUCCCAUUAGAAACCAUUUCUCCUCCAUUACCAUUAAUGGCCGCCAGAAACGACUAGUCUUCUCCUAUGUCCUCCCUCCAAGUCUUCUGAGUCUUUCGUCGCCCGCCUCGAGAUUUUCCGUUUCGAUCGAUCUUCGUCCUUCGCGGCGCGGAUCGGCGGUCGUCUUCUGCCCCGGCUUCGGUGAUAUCUGCAUGGAGGGCGGCGAUUUGGUCAAGAAGCAGCAGACGUCUUACACCUACUGGGUGAGGGACACGCGGGAGGACGCUGCGCCCCUCCCGGUUCCGCGAAAGCUCACGGCCGAUGACAUCUCCAAGCCGGCGCAACCCAACACCCUCGGAUCUGUCUGGAAUCAGGCUGGGACUUGGGAGGAGAAAAACCUGAAUACAUGGGCAAGUGACAGGAUAAAGGAAUUGCUCAAGUCUUUGGACUCAUUGGAGUUCUCCAAUGGUAAAGCAUAUAUUGAAGGCGUGUCCAAAUGUUCAGGAGAUGCAUUCCUUGUGAUUGUAAGAAAUAAGAAGAGAGUUGGUUAUACAUAUGAAUUAAGUUUAAAAUUUAAAGGUGAAUGGCAAAUCCAAAAUGAAUGCAAGAAGAUCAAAGGCCACUUAGAUAUCCCUGAGUUCUCGUUUGGUGAACUCGAGGAUCUGGAGAUGACGGUGAGCCUUAGCGAGGAAAAGGAUUUAGGAGCAGUAGAUAAGAGCCAGAUAUGCACGGCCAUGAGGUCGUUUUUGGUACCCAUCCGUGAGAAACUACACAAGUUUGAACAAGAGCUAAAAGAAAGGUAGAAAUGCUACCACCGAUUUCCUUGCUUCACGAUGACACUAAUUGGACAGUAAUUAUCAUUCAUGAGUGAAAAUGGUGUUGGAAAAAAUUGUAUGUGCGUCUUGGAUCACUUGCAACCUGAUCGUCUCAUCUCGGCUUUGUUUCCAUGUUCAUGUUUGGGAUAUCUGUCGUGAUUAUCAUCAUUAUCUAUCCGAGUAGUGUUAUUUUUUUUCAAGUGUCGUAUAAUUCAAACAAUGAGUUCAACUCCAACACCCUUGAUAAUUGUAUGUUAAUCAAUGAUGAUGGUCAUAGUCUUCUUCCUUUUUGCUACAAUGCACUAAAAGUCCAAGUAGA
Zingiber officinale is the source of this 1132-nucleotide messenger RNA. RefSeq lists its product as uncharacterized. The transcript is spliced from 6 exons. Gene Ontology annotation, molecular function: ATPase activator activity; protein-folding chaperone binding. Gene Ontology annotation, cellular component: cytosol. The record is from RefSeq and is a predicted model, not a curated record. NCBI's taxonomy places the organism in Eukaryota, Viridiplantae, Streptophyta, Magnoliopsida, Zingiberales, Zingiberaceae. The coding region runs from base 211 to 801 and encodes 196 amino acids. Gene Ontology annotation, biological process: protein folding; positive regulation of ATP-dependent activity.